This is a messenger RNA of Penaeus chinensis, 1441 nucleotides long. RefSeq names its product DBH-like monooxygenase protein 1. The transcript is spliced from 8 exons. The record is from RefSeq and is a predicted model, not a curated record. Bases 90 to 1220 code for a protein of 376 amino acids. Gene Ontology annotation, biological process: norepinephrine biosynthetic process; octopamine biosynthetic process; dopamine catabolic process. Gene Ontology annotation, cellular component: secretory granule membrane. Gene Ontology annotation, molecular function: dopamine beta-monooxygenase activity; copper ion binding. NCBI's taxonomy places the organism in Eukaryota, Metazoa, Arthropoda, Malacostraca, Decapoda, Penaeidae.
GUUUAGCAUGAUAUACGGAGAGAACUCGCGCGCUCACUUGCACCACACGUUGGGUUUUGAGUGCAGCGUGCCUGACGGGAGGAGGCAGCAUGAGGUCUAUGAGAGAUACGUUGGCCAUGAGGGGUAUGAGUGCUACACACCCAACAUGCCGCCUGAUUUCAACUUCUGCGAAAAAUUCCUCAUCAACUGGGCCAUUGGUAGUGAGGGGGAAAUGCUACCUGACCACGUCGGUUUUCCCUCUGGGCGAAGAUCACGGGGGGUCCACUUACCUGCUCUUCCAGACGCACUACGACAACGCCCGUUAUGCGAGAGAUAUCACGGUGGAAUGGGGGAUGAAGAUCUAUUAUACUGAUAAGAUAAGGGAAAAGGACGCCGGGAAUCUCGCCGUGGGUCACUCUAUCGUCUUCUCCCUGACGGUGCCGCCCAGGAGGUUAGACUGGGUUACGGCAGGUCACUGUUCGUCAGACUGUACUCGGGGCAAUAUUCCUGAAGAUGGAGUUAAUGUCUUUAUGGUUUUCCUUCAUGGUCACUAUACAGCUCGCAACAUCAAACUGCGACAUUUCCGAAACGGCCGUGAACUGGCGCCACUUGGGGAGGACAAGAACUUCGACGCCAAUUUCCAACAGGCAAGAAUUUUGAGCGAGCCGGUGAAGAUUUACCCUGGAGAUCACCUGACUGUUGAGUGCCGCCAGGACAGCCGCGACCGCCCGAAUGCCACCUUCGCCGGGUGGGGUGCCAGGGACGAGAUGUGCCACGCCUUCCUCAGCAUGUGGCCCAGGAUCCCCAUGGCUGCCUGCAGGUCCUCGCCCCAUCUGGCAACGCUGAGAGACGCCUGGGGGAUCAAGUCCUUCCCGCGUGACCUCGACCUGUACAAGUACGAGUUCGACCCCUGGCUCGGCAACCAAGGCGGAAUCAACUACCAGAAGUACAUCAACGGCUUGGCUUGGGACAAACUCAACUUGGAAAAGAUCAACGAGAAACUGCGCCGAGGUCUUCAUUCCAACAAGUGUCAGUACAACUACGGCAUGAAGAUUGAGAUGGCACGCGAGGUGACCAAAUAUCCGCCGGUGCCAGACUACGUGGAGCCAGUCGAGAGCAAGUGCCGCAGAACCCCUGAUGCCUCUGUCUCUGCUGGCACUGUUACCGGCGUAGGUGCCAGGAAUGCCCCUGCUCUGCUCGGAACAGCUGUCGCUCUCAUGUGGCUCUUUGCGAUGGUCUAACAUGUAUGGCGUCAUUUGUGGGUUUCUUGCAACAGAGCUUAGUUUGUUAUUUUGAACUGUACAAAUAUGCAUCGCGUAGGCCCAUGUGCAUAGACUUGCACGCAAGAAAAAACACAAGAAGUACAUACACCCUCGGAUACAUGCACAUACAUAAUUAUACGCACAUAUAUACACUCAUAUAUACAGUAUAUACGUAUAUGUGUGUGUACACACACACACAC